This is a messenger RNA of Micromonas pusilla CCMP1545, 4080 nucleotides long. RefSeq names its product retinoblastoma protein. The transcript has 2 exons. Bases 1 to 4080 code for a protein of 1359 amino acids. Gene Ontology annotation, cellular component: nucleus; transcription regulator complex; chromatin. The record is from RefSeq and is a predicted model, not a curated record. Gene Ontology annotation, biological process: negative regulation of G1/S transition of mitotic cell cycle; cell differentiation; regulation of transcription by RNA polymerase II. Lineage: Eukaryota; Viridiplantae; Chlorophyta; Mamiellophyceae; Mamiellales; Mamiellaceae. Gene Ontology annotation, molecular function: RNA polymerase II transcription regulatory region sequence-specific DNA binding.
AUGCGCGCGCCCGCGGACGCCGAGCGCGCGGCAUCGGUCGGGCACCGCGAGACGUUCGACGUCGACGCGUUCGCGACCGCGUGCGCGUCCGCGCUCGGGUUCGACGCCGACGCGGUGGAGGACGCGGUGGAGAUCCUGAUGGAAUGCGCGCCCACGCUCGUGGAGAAGAACGUCGUCGCGAUCGACGCGUCGUUCAGACCGAACGAAUGGCACGCGUGCGCGGCGUUCGUCGCCGCGGGCGUGCGCCGAGCCGCGGACGAAGCGGACGGAGGCUCCGCGAAAAAGAAUGCGUCGACGCGCGGCGCGAAGAAGCCGCCGCCGUCGUCGCCGUCGUCGAUCGAAGAAGACGCCUCGAAGCGAUCGCUGACGCGCGUGCUCACGACGUUCGACGUGAACUGCGUGGACUUCUUCAGGGCGCUGAGGAAGUUCAUGAUGGCGAACGCGACGGCGCUGCACGCGCGCGUGAAGCGGUCGUCGUCCGCCGGCGCGAAAGGGACGUCCGCGUCGGCGUCCAAGUCGCCGAGAUCCGCGAAGUCGUCGUCCCCGAUGGGAUCCCCGAUGGGAUCCCCGAACGCGAAGAACGCGCGCGGAGUCGACGGCGCGUCGAACCCCGCCGGCGAGGGACUGAAUCAGCUCGAGGCGGAUCUGUCCGUGAGCGAACUACGCACCUCGUUCGCGUUUACGCGCGUCGUCGCGCAAAAGUACAAGCUCUUCCUCGACCUGCACUUUGACCGCGCGGCCCCCGGCGGCGCCGACCUCGCGAGGCUCGGGUGGAGUCUGUUCCUCGCCGCGAAGCACGCGAUGCUGCCGAAGUUCCCGGACCUGUACAGCCUGUACCACCUCCUCGUCGUCGUCCAGGCGUUCGUUCUCGUCAACGCGCCGCCGCGGCUGUUGCGAACGUCGCUCGUGAACAUGGUGUCCAUGUCUGAAAAAGACGCCGACGGGAAGCUCGACGCGCUCGCGUCGUUGUCGGUGUCGUCCAAGACGAAGAUCGAUCAGCUGCGGGACAUGCUGAAGGACUUCGAGCGGGACGUCGUCCAGGGCGAAGCGUUCGCGGCUGACUUCGCGAGGCUCUCGGCGGCGAAUUCGGCGGCGAGCCCGGGGAGAGCGCCCGGGAUGAAACGCAGCCCGGCGCGAGGCGCCGCGACCGCCGCGACCGCCGCCGCCGCCGCGACCGUGAAACUACUGAAACCCUCGCCGCCGGCGUCGAUGUCCGCGAGCGGCCCGAGCCGGUUCCUCGGUCUGAUCCCCGACACACACGCAAAGGGCGACGACGCGGCGGUUCAAGCGCUGAAGACGGCGGCGGCGGCGGCCAAGGCGACGUACGAACGCGCGGCGACGGAACUCGGCCACCUGAGCCUCGACGAACAGCUGUACCUCGCGAACGACGCGGACGAGGAGAGCGCGGCGACGAAGGUGCUCGGCGACACGAGCAAAGCGCCGAAGACGGGCGGCAGCGGCGGCGUCGCCGCGACCCCCGGGCCCGGCGGCGUCGUCGCCGCGACGCCGUGGCGCGGCGCCGGCGCCGUGAGCUCGCUGCUCGGACCGUCGCCGAUGCGGUUGGGCGCCGGCGUCGGCGCGACGCCGUUCCGCGGCGGCGCGGGCGGCGGCGGCGGCGGCGGCGGUUCGAUCCCCGGCGGCGGCGCGAGCGGUCUCGGCGGGAUCGGCGGCGUCCCCGGCGGCAGGAUCUCCGGGCCCGGCGCGGUGCCGUUCACGCCCAUCUCCGAGGCGAUGGCGUCGGCGUCGUGGCUGCACGGCGUCGUGUCGCCGCGGAAGCGGUUAAACGCGUCGGGCGCGGACGCGCACGACCCGGUCGUGCGCCUGUCUCGAUUCGUCUCCGUCGACGUCGCGAAGAAGCUCAUGGCGAGCGUGACGGUGCUCGCGGGGAAGACGUCCGCGGCGCUGCGGGAGGAUGCCUUUCUCGUCGCCGUCAACGGCGUCGCCGCGGCGCGGGCGGUUGUUACGGCGUCGCCCGGGGACGCGACGGCGGCGACCAACGCGUCGCUGGACAGCCUCGUGAAGCGACGGCAAGAGGAAGCCGUGAAAGUGUUCGCGUACUUCAUGGUGCGCAUACUCGAGAACGAGCACAAGCGGAACGCGCACGUGGCAGGUGGGAAGAGACGCGCGGUGGACGAGGCGAAGAAGGCGGCGACGACCGCGGCGGCCACGGUGGCCGCCGGCGGCGCGCCUUCUUCGCGAGGAGCGCACUCCAAGAGCCUCCAAAAAUCCAAAGACGACCUACACGACGCGCACGGCUCCGUCGCGGACAUCGCCGCGCUCGCGGCGGAGCAGAGCCCCCCGGACACGCCCGCGGGGCUCAUCAUCGUCCCGGACCCGACGCCGACGCAGAAGCUCGCGUUCGAGUCGCUGCUCGGGUCGAGUCGAUUCGUCCGAAGCGUCCUCUCGUGCGCCGCGGAGGUUGUCGUCGCGUCCUACAAGACGGCGACGUUGAAAUUCCCCGCGAUACCGACGCUGCUCGGGCUCGACGCGUUCGACGUCUCGAACGUGAUCGAGCCGUUCGUCAGGGCGGACGCGACGAUGCCGCGCGAGAUCAAGAAGCACUUCAACGCGAUCGAGGAGAAGAUCAUGGAGCACAUGGCGUGGCGAAGAGGGAGCACGCUGCUGUCGUUUAUGAUCGCCGCGGAGACGGGCGCGCCGGCGCCGCGCCCCGCGGCUGCCGCGCUCGCCGCCGUGAGCAAGCAAUCCGGCGCGACGGAACGCGGCUCUAUGGCGUCGAAAUCCCCCGCCAGCGGCGGGGUGAAGAGAGAGCGGAGCGAGAGCUUCUCCGUCGCCGCGGUGGCGGAGGAAGCCGAGGACGACGACGGCGGCGGCGGCGGCGGCGCCGCCGCCGCCGACGACGCGCGCGCGUCGCCGCCGCGACUCUCGAACCCGGACGCGAUCAACGCGUUCUCGACGCCGCUGCGCGGGGCGACGACCCCGGCGCGCCCGUCUCUGCGGUCGAUCAAACCGAGGGACGCGUCGGGCGCGACGACCGUGGUCACCAUUUCGGGACCGGGCGCGCUCGAUCGCGACAAGCCCCUGCCGACGAAGUUCACGCGAGAAAAACCCCCGGGCGCCGCCGGCGACGUCACCGCGCGAAACUCCCUGCGGAUCUUCUUCGCGAAGGUGAUGCGCCUCAGCGCGCGCAGGCUCGCGGACUUGUGCGACCGCCUGUCGUUGCCGUCGUCGCUCACGCAGCAGGCGUACUCGCUCGUGGAGCACGCGCUGUACGACAACACCUCUCUGCUGUACAACAGGCACCUCGACCAGAUUAUCCUGUGCGCCGUGUACGGAACGUGCAAGGUGAACAAAGACGGCGCGCUCAAGGGAAAGACGGUGCCGUUCCGCGACAUCAUCUACCACUACCAGAAGCAGCCGCAGUGCCGCGAGGAGGUGUUCUGGACCGUCGUGAUGUCGCAGUCGGACCCGGAGCUGGAGGUGAUCACGCAGGGGGACAUCAUCGCGUUUUACAACAAGGUGUUCGUCCCGGCGGUGAAGCAAUUUUUGCUGUCGCUGAAACCGCAGGCCCGGGUGUCGUGCCACGAGACGCAGGAGACCGCCGGCGCGGACGCCGCGACAUCCCCGCCCGCGUCAUCCGCGCAACUCCCCGUCGGGCUCCAGUCCCCGCGGAAGCAGCUCACCGCGGUCGGGACGGGCCCCGCGGGCGUGAUCAACCGGAACGUGUACGUGUCGCCGAUGCGCGGCGGCGCCGCGGCCAGAGCCGACCUCCACGCGGGCGGCUCGGUCGGUCCGUCGCCGUCGCCCGGCGGGGUGCCGUACGUGGGCGCCCCGGGGACCCCGCUCCCGCUCGGGGCGAUGACCCCCGGGUCCAAGUCGCUGUUCGCGUUCGUCGGCGAGAGCACGCACGCGUACGCGUCGCCGGCGCAGGACUUGGCGUUCAUCAACCAGAGAGUCGCGGCGGCGGCGGCGGCGGAUGCGGGGGCGGGGGGCGUGGCGUCCGUCGCGGAGGCUGCGGAGGCUGCGCGCGCGGCGCCGCCCGCCGCGGUCGGGCAGACGCGCCGGGCGCCGACGUUCGACGAAGCGGACGACGGGCGGCCGCCGAAAGCGGCGCGGCGGUGA